This is a messenger RNA of Vicia villosa (hairy vetch), 1325 nucleotides long. RefSeq names its product GATA transcription factor 28. The record is from RefSeq and is a predicted model, not a curated record. The transcript is spliced from 8 exons. The coding region runs from base 252 to 1145 and encodes 297 amino acids. Gene Ontology annotation, biological process: regulation of DNA-templated transcription. NCBI's taxonomy places the organism in Eukaryota, Viridiplantae, Streptophyta, Magnoliopsida, Fabales, Fabaceae. Gene Ontology annotation, molecular function: protein binding; sequence-specific DNA binding; zinc ion binding.
AAACAUUUUGUGGGACGGUGAAAAAGAUUUUGACUUUUAGCAAAUAAACACUCUUUCUGUCUCUCUGAUCUCAUUCCUUUUCGUUACCGACCCAAUUUUGCCCCUUACUCCUUCUUCUUCAUCUUCUUCUUCAUCUUCAUCACCUCAACCUCACAUGCUUCUAUCUUGUUGUUAUUCAGAUCAAGUUACAAUCUUCAAUCCGUUCGUUCUUCUUCCCCUUACAAAAAUGUAAUUUUGGCUCUUCCUGUACUAUGGAUGGUAUUCACGGGGAUGAUUCGCGAAUGGAGAAUGGUGAUGGACAACAUCCUAUACAUAUGUCAUAUGAACAUCAUGGAUUGCACCAUAUGAGCAAUGGGAAUGGGAUGGAGGAUGAUCAAAAUAACGGUUGUGGCGGUGAUUCUAACUGCGGUGGAAGUGAAAAUGCGGAAGGUGAUGUACCCUCCAACAAUGGAAAUCUUCAUGACAAUCAAAGUUUAAUAAUGGAUCAAGGGAAUAAUGAUAUUGGAGAUCAGCUUAGUUUGUCUUUUCAAGGACAGGUUUAUGUCUUUGACUCGGUUUCACCAGAAAAGGUUCAAUCUGUACUUCUGUUACUCGGAGGCCGUGAACUUCCUCCAACCAUACCUUCCAUGCCAAUUUCUCCUGACGAAAAUAACCGGGGAUUUACCGGCACUCCACAAAAAUUCAGUGUCUCUCAAAGAUUAGCUUCAUUGAUUAGAUUUCGUGAAAAGCGGAAGGAGCGAAAUUUUGACAAAAAAAUUCGUUAUACUGUUCGUAAAGAAGUAGCAUUAAGGAUGCAAAGAAAUAAAGGCCAGUUUACAUCUUCCAAGUCCAGUCAUGAUGAGUCUGAAAUAAAUUGCGGAACAAAUGAAGGGUUGGUGGCAGACAAUAAUGGAUCCCAACAGCAAGAUACUGUUUGUAGGCACUGUGGCAUCAGUGAGAAGUGCACGCCAAUGAUGCGACGUGGACCUGAAGGGCCAAGAACCCUCUGCAAUGCUUGUGGACUUAUGUGGGCAAAUAAGGGAGCUCUUAGGGACCUAUCAAGAGCCGCAACCUUGCCAACACACAAUUCUCCACUAAACAAGAAUGAGAGUCAAAAUUUGGAGAACAAUCAGACGGUGCUUAGAGAUGCUGCUGAAUCAUCAUGACAGACCUUUAUAUUUUGAUUUCAAUGGAGGGCAGUUCCAUGAAACAAGGGACAUAGCAUAGAGUGCUUUCCCCUUGAUGAGAAAUUACAGGCAGUCUAGUUAGCGCUAUUUCGACAAAAACGUUUAAAAGAGCAUUAUGUAUUUGAUUUUAUAAUAUUAUACAGCUUGUUCCUUAGCAGA